UCCUUACUCGUAUCGCUAACAAACACUCACUGCCUUCGCCUUCUAGCUCCGUAAGACUUAAACCUCAUAAAGCGACGCCGGGAAGUCUGCCAACUAUGCCAUAAUCCCGAAAUGCAAACGACAGUCACUCUGCUCCUGUCUGUCAUUGUCGUGACGGUGGCUUCUGAACUGUCAUGUAGCGGUCACUUUCCGAUUAAAGAAUCUGUGGAAAACGUCAGAAGGCUGGUGGCAAAAUAUGCUGUGUCAGUCGUGAGGAAGGACGAAAACGGGGUUGAAUGGAUUAAUAAUCUGUUUAUAACGGAUAAGGAAUAUGAGAUAGACGACACCCGUUACUACCUCAAUGACAACCGCCUGUCACCCGAGAUGACGUUUUACUUCGAGGAUUCACUGCUUCUUGACGCCGUGCCGAUUUUUGUUGUUGAAGAGAAGCAGCUGAAAAAUUGGAGACCAGACCAUCCAGACAAGACGUAUGCCUUGACGAAGAUCAGCCACGAAUGUUCAGUCGGGCAGAGGGCAUGUGGAUUGAAAUGCUGCUACAGCGAGAGUGACAAAAUUCAGCAAGGUUUUCUCGAACUCGCCCGAGAAGGAAACCUGCAGAACAAUUCUACUUUUAUUUACAACGAUAUCAUAUACUCCUUCGAGCUGAGUAAUUUGACCUCAGUGUGCGCCUAUGAUCUCUCAUACUAUGAUAUUUUAUUCCGGAGAGCCCGGAUCAGAGACGAAUCUUUAUCUACUAUUCACUUCUCUUGUCCAAAAGAUCACACUUGCUGCGGGCUUAGCUGUAUGCCUUUACCUCUUAAUGCCCUUCUUAGAAAAACAAGAAAUGCAGAUGAUUCUUCGUCCCACCCGGAACGACGGAAAAACGUUCUUCUUCUAUGCGGAUCUGCAAUGGCAUUCACUGUGUUUUUGGUGACUACAGUCAUCAAUUACAGAAAUGCUGGAACCAACGCAGAAGGAUCUCGGUCAAAUCAGAAACUAAUACUGAAUCUCUGCAAACGGCAAGAUCUGGACUCUCAGUCAACGAUUUCCAUACAUCUCGAUGCUGAUGCAAGAACUUUGCUGGAUCAUGUUAGUAAUGUAUAGUUUCUUUUCAAUGUAGUGAUUGAUUUUUUCAUGAAAUAAUCACUCAAGUACAAACAUUUAUUUCAUGUGA
This is a messenger RNA of Cylicocyclus nassatus, 1153 nucleotides long. NCBI's taxonomy places the organism in Eukaryota, Metazoa, Nematoda, Chromadorea, Rhabditida, Strongylidae. The record is from the annotation of a GenBank genome assembly.